AUGCCUUCUAACUUAUUGUCAUGUUUUUUGGAUCCAGAGCGCGAUCGCUCUGGUGAAAAUGAAAUGAAGUGUUAUAAUAUUCAAGGAGACCAGAUAGGUAAUAUUCUUGGUGGAUUUAUUUCGGGUGGAGGAGGAAGUGGAGGUGGUUCUCAUAGCGGAGGUGGUGGUGGUGUGAAUGUUGGUGACAUUGCUGGUAUUCUUGGAGGCUUAGCUGGAUCAGGUAGCAAGGGCGAUAAGCUCGGGGGUUUGAUUAGUGGUAUUGGUGGACUUAUUGGCAAGAAAGGAGGACAGUACGGUGGUGGAGGGCCAAAUGUAAACCCAAGCAGUUUGAACGGUGGUAUGGUCGAUGUUGUCAGUGGUCUUGUUGGACAUCUAGCUCACCGUUUUCUUAAUGUUGAUCCUUCUACUGGACGUAUCAUUGGUGCUAUUGCUGGCAAUUUGAUUUUCAAUCUUGGUGGAAAGGACAACAACCUUGGAGCUGUUGGCAAAAUUGUUCUGGACAAUAUUAUUAGUGGUAAAUUCAAAAGAAAGGUUGAUCCUUAUGUACCACCUGAGCCAUCUAUACGACCUUCUGUGCCGACUCCUGACAGAUUAGCUGAGGAAGGUCUCGAUUUCUACGCUGAACGAGAUCGCUGUCUUGCUGAACGGCAACUGUUUGAAGAUCCGCAGUUUCCCGCAGAAGACAGAAGUUUAUUUUUCAGCAAACGCCCACCUAAGCAUAUUGAAUGGAAACGACCUGGGGAAAUAUGUGAAGACCCGCAAUUGAUCUAUGAAGGACAGUCUCGUUUUGAUGUUGUCCAAGGAGAACUAGGUGAUUGUUGGCUUUUGGCUGCUGCUGCAAAUCUUACUCUGAAAGAUGAACUAUUUUAUCGAGUUGUUCCACCAGAUCAAAGUUUUACAGAGAAUUAUGCAGGUAUAUUUCACUUUCAAUUCUGGCAUUAUGGCUCGUGGGUUGAUGUUGUCAUCGACGAUCGUUUACCGACUUGUAAUGGUGAACUGUUGUAUAUGCAUUCUAGAGACAACAAUGAAUUUUGGAGCGCUUUGUUGGAAAAAGCUUAUGCAAAACUUCAUGGUUCUUACGAAGCAUUAAAAGGUGGCACAACAAGCGAAGCAUUGGAAGAUUUUACUGGUGGUUUGACAGAAUUUUUCGAUCUUAAUCAGCCUCCUAAACAUUUGAUGGAAAUGAUGAUGAGAGGUUUUGAGAUGGGUUCGCUAUUUGGAUGCAGCAUUGAAGCAGAUCCAAAUGAGUGGGAAGCACGAAUGAGAAAUGGCUUAGUCAAAGGUCAUGCCUACAGUAUAACAGGAAUGAAAAUGCUUAAUAGUCGUCGUCGUCCCAUACCACUGUUGCGCAUUCGUAAUCCAUGGGGUAAUGAACAAGAAUGGAAUGGUGCAUGGUCAGAUAAUUCAGCAGAUUGGAACGAGAUUUCGCGGGAAGAGAGGGAGGAAAUGGGAUUAGUUUUCGCUCACGAUGGAGAAUUCUGGAUGUCAUUCGAUGAUUUCUUACGUUAUUUCGAAAAAAUGGAAAUAUGUAACUUAGGACCAGAGGUCAUGGAUGAAGUGAGUGAAAUGACGGGUGUUCGAUCGACAAUGAAUCGUUGGGCAACGAAUACUCAGAAUGGUGCAUGGAUUGCUAAUCAGACGGCAGGUGGAUGCAGAAACUAUAUCGAAACAUUCCCAAUGAAUCCGCAAUACCGCAUUCAGUUGUCUGAUGCAGAUCCAGAUGAUGAUGAUAAUUUAUGUACGGUAAUUAUAGCCGUGUUGCAAAAGUAUCGACGUGAAAUGAAACAUGCGGGUAUUGAAAAUCUACCGAUUGGAUUCGCCGUUUAUGACAUGGGGAACUAUACCGGACGUUUACCAAAAGCAUAUUUUCAGCAGCAUAAAUCAUGCGCAAGAUGUCCUGCAUUUAUUAACUUAAGAGAGGUUAGUGGUCGUUUUCGCCUUCCGCCAGGGAAUUACGUUAUCGUACCGUCAACUUUCGAACCGAAUGAAGAAGCGGAGUUUAUGCUUAGAAUUUAUACGAACGGGCUGGUUGAAUCAGAGUAA
Messenger RNA from Thelazia callipaeda (thelaziosis nematode), 2043 nucleotides. Lineage: Eukaryota; Metazoa; Nematoda; Chromadorea; Rhabditida; Thelaziidae. The record is from the annotation of a GenBank genome assembly.